Adelges cooleyi (spruce gall adelgid) is the source of this 7037-nucleotide messenger RNA. It is a transcript of the gene shg, whose product is annotated as DE-cadherin. The transcript is spliced from 22 exons. Gene Ontology annotation, molecular function: calcium ion binding; cadherin binding. The coding region runs from base 318 to 4856 and encodes 1512 amino acids. Gene Ontology annotation, biological process: multicellular organism development; cell morphogenesis; calcium-dependent cell-cell adhesion. The record is from RefSeq and is a predicted model, not a curated record. Gene Ontology annotation, cellular component: catenin complex; plasma membrane; adherens junction. Lineage: Eukaryota; Metazoa; Arthropoda; Insecta; Hemiptera; Adelgidae.
ACGUUUUUUUUUUUUUUUGGGUUUUGUUUUUUACACUAUACUUGCUUACUUUUUUUUUUGUUCUCGAAUCGCGGUGUCUAGACGAAAGAUUUGUUUUUAAUUCUCUUUCCGGGACACCGAAUCCGAGAUGUCGGUCGGCGGAUAGACCACGGCGUGGUGCGCGCGUGCAGUGUUUUGUUUUUUUUUUUAUUCACACGAGGAGUACACCCCCAAACCGGGAUAACGAUAAUAUCAUCAUCCUUGUCGUCGUUUGACAACAACAACAACAACAACAACGAUAUCCGGUAUUAUUAUCGUCUUGGGCCAACUGUAGAGCGAUGCGGCCGACCGCCGCCGCCGGUUUGCUGUUCCUGCUGGGCAUAGCGGCGCUCGUCUACGGACAACAACCAGCUCCGUCCAACAACUUGUGGAGCGGAAGGGUACGGCACCAACGCCACUUGUUGGACAAAGGCCCGCACGCAGAACCGUACAUAUCGGAUGACUCGUCGAACCCGUUUCAGGUUAGCAGAGGCACCGGACUAAAGCCCGGGUUGACGGUACAAGACAACCAUAAACCGGUGUUCACAAACUGCUCGAAUUACCAGCCCAGCGUCAAGGAAGAACAGCCCACCAACACUUAUGUGUUCACCGUGAAAGCCUUGGACAGAGACCCUCCGGACAAUGGCGGUACCAUCACGUACACGUUUGUCACCUCGCCUGGCGAACGGCCCAAGUUCUCCAUCGACUCGCAAACCGGAGAGAUCACAACCAGAUACAUGUUCGACCGGGACGAAACGGCCCGGGAAAAAGAGGUGUACGUCACGGUCAGAGCGACCGACAACGGUAAACCGCACUUGGACGAUUUUUGCACCAUCAAGGUGACCAUACAGGACGAGAACGACAACUCCCCGGUGUUCGACAAAGUAAAUUAUGUGGAAUCCGUUCCUCAAGACUUGCUCUCCGGCACCGAAGUGAUGAGGAUAUCGGCUACGGACAUCGACGACGGCAUCAACAGCGCGAUACAGUACGAUUUGUCCCCUAGAGUCCCACAGGACUCGGGAUACUUUCGCAUUGACCAGAGCACCGGCGUCAUCUACCUGGAUCGUUUCAUCGACAGAGAACCUGGUUACAAGUUCAAGAUGAGAGCCACGGCCACCGACCAGGGAGUGGUUCCCAAGUCGGCCACGAUGGACCUGGAGAUCAUGGUGGUGGAAUCGCACAAGAAAGCCCCCACGUUCACCUCGGUGCAGCCCGAAGGCGUCAUCUACAUACCCGAGAACUUUACCAAUUUCAGCUACGACAUAGCCACCAUCACGGCCGAAUCCAACACCGACGAAAAAGCUCCAGUUUUCGAAUUGGUGGCUGGCCGAACGGAGCAGUCCAACAAACUGAACACUUUCCGGUUGGAGUCCGAAGGCAAUGUCGCUCACAUCCGUUUGUCCAGGCACAUGGACUACGAAUCCAUAUCGGAAUACAUUCUCAACAUCCGCAUACAGAACAAACACAGCUUGGCGGCGGAACAUCAGCUCAACAUCCAACUGGAGGACGUCAACGACAACAUGCCGGUGUUCACCGAGGUGGUAUCCGGCUCGGUGUUGGAGAACGAACCGCCCGGCACGCCCGUCAUGCAAGUGCGCGCCAUCGACGCCGACUCGACUCUGGCCAACAACCGGGUCACGUACGAGCUGGCCGACAACCGGGAAUACUUCUCCAUCGACCCGUACACCGGCAACAUUACCACCCUGGUCAUGUUCGACAGAGAGAAGCAGGACGUGUACAACGUGAAAGUGAUCGCCACCGACAACUCGCCGUCCGCCUUGUACUCGACCGGGGCACACAACGAGGGCGAACAAGUAUUCCGUAUCGAAAUCGCCGACAAGAACGACCAUCCGCCGCAUUUCACGCAGUCCAUCUACGAAGCCGAAGAAAUCCCGGAAAACGCCAACCUCAACGCCUUGGUGACCGAAGUCAAAGCUCUGGACGACGACACGGCCUCGCCCGUCUCGUACAGCAUCGUCGACGGCAACACUUACAACGCGUUUUUGAUCGAAAGCACCACCGGCAAGAUCAAAGUCAACAGUCAACUCGACUACGAGAACAUUACCAACUACGUUUUGAAAGUAAGAGCGUUUGACGGCGCCUACGAGGAUUACUGUACCGUGGAAAUCAAAAUAUCCAACGUCAACGACAACCCGCCCAAGUUCCGCCAGUACGAGGGUAACAUCACCAUCACCGAAGAACAACUGGUGCCCGGGUGCAUAACCAACCUGGAGGCGUACGACCCGGAUAUCCAAGACCAGUCGGUGGACCAGCGCAUCGUUUAUUCGGUGGUCAAAGAGGAACAACGGAAACUGAUGACCAUCGACAACAACGGAUGCCUGUCGUUGAUCAAACCUCUGGACCGCGAUCCUCCCAACGGAUACGCCACGUGGCAGGUGGCCAUACAGGCCAGCGACGAAGGCGGCGGUCCCAAGUGUCUACAGGCGACCACCGAAGUGAUCAUCGUGCUAAAAGACAUCAACGACAACGCGCCUGUGUUGGACAUGCCCGCGCCCGUCGUCUGGCGGGAAAACCAAUCGCCCGGUACCAUAACCCGGUUGAACGCCAAGGACAACGAUGGACCGGAAAACGGCGCUCCGUUUGAAUUCGCCAUUUCACCGGAUGCCCCUUACGAGAUACAAACCAAAUUCGCCAUUUCCGGUUCCGAUCUGCUAGCCACGACCACGUUCGACCGAGAAGAGAAAAAGGUCUACGUGAUACCCAUAACGAUAUCGGACAGCGGCAUACCUCGGAUGACCGGCACGAGCAACCUGCAGGUGAUCAUCGGCGACGAGAACGACAACCCGAUGAAACCGGGCAGGAGCUCGGUGUUCGUGUACACGUACAAGGGCGAAUCGCCGGACAUGGAGAUCGGCCGCGUGUACGUGGACGACCCGGACGACUGGGACCUGCCCGACAAGAAGUUCAGGCUGCUGAACGGACCGCACUUGAACUUCGACCUAAAGUCCGAGACCGGCAUGAUCACCAUGCUGCAGGGCACGCGGGAACAGACGUUCGUGCUGGAGUUCGAGGUGACCGAACAGGGUGCGAAAAUCCAAAGGCACACGGUCAACGCGACCGUCGUCGUCACCGUCAAAGAGAUACCCGAGGAGGCGGUCGACAAGUCCGGGUCGGUCCGGCUGGCGGGCAUUUCGGCCGAAGAGUUUAUCACGCCCGAUCAAGACGGCGUCAGUAAAGCGUCCGUGUUGAAAGACAAGUUGGCUUCCAUUUUGAACGCCAGCAUCGAAAACGUGGACGUGUUCACCAUCCUGCAUUCCCCGCACAAUCCCGACAACUCUCAACUGGACGUCAGGUUUUCGGCUCACGGUUCGCCGUACUACGAGCGCGAACGGUUGAACGCGGCCAUCGAUCGACACCAAGCCGAGUUGGAGAAAGAGCUGGGAGUGGUUUUCCUGAUGGUCAACAUCGACGAGUGUCUGGUGGAGAAACUGUACUGCGAGUCUUCGUGCACGAACUUCUUGAACAAAAGCAACGAACCGGCUGCCGUGUACACGAACACCACCUCGUUUGUGGGCAUACGCGCCGUGGUCGAUCCGUUCUGCCAGUGCGAGCAAAAAGUGCCGGCCAAAAUCACCUGCUACAACGGCGGUACUCCGACGGCCGACGGCAACGGAUGCGAGUGUCCGGCCGGUUACGAGGGGCCGCGUUGUGAAAUCCUCAGCAUUGGCUUCAGCGGCCGAGGAUAUGCCCUGUACCCGUCGCUACAGUCCUGCAUGGAGUCGCACAUGUCCUUAGAAGUGCGUACCGCCUUGGACAACGGUCUGCUGUUCUACGCCGGACCCAGCAGCGCAAAACCGUCUCCCGUUGCCGUACAAGAUUUCAUGUCGUUGGAGAUCCGCAACGGUUAUCCCGUACUGCUGGUCGACUACGGUUCGGGCACGCUCAAAAUGGAACAGAAACAAAUCAAGAUAUCCGACGGAGAAGUGCACAGGAUCGAAAUUAUCUGGACCAAAACUAGCAUCGAACUGAAAGUGGACAACUGCAACCUGCCGUCGUGUCUGAGUCUCAGUCCGCCGAUCGGACCCAACGAAUACUUGAACGUCAACGGACCCUUGCAGCUCGGCGGUUCGUUUUUGGACCUGGACUUGGUCGCGUCCACCCGCAACUGGACCCACAAGCCGAUAUCCGAAGGGUUCAACGGGUGCAUUCGAAAUCUCACAUUCAACGGUCGCCUGUACAACUUGGGGGCGCCGGGCGCGGCUCACGAGGUCGACUUUUCUUGCACACACGGCACUGCCGUUGCCGUGUCGUUUGGGAUCGACGCCAGUUUCUUGAUCGCCAUAUUCGUCUGCCUGGCCGUCCUACUCAUAUUACUGCUGGCCGUGGUCGUUCACCGAAGAAAGUCCGACGACCUGUACAAGGACACGGACGACAUCAGAGAGAAUAUCAUCAACUACGAGGACGAAGGAGGCGGCGAAGGCGACAUGACCGGAUACGACUUGAACGUUCUGCGAUUGAUGUACGACGGAUCCGAGCCGGUCCAAGGGUUCGACGAUACGGGUAAUCUUCUGCACAAACGAGCCCCCGACGAAGUGCCGGACAUUUGCGGCUUCCUGGGCGACAAACUUCACUCUGUCGACAACGAUCCGGAUCUGGGCCCGUACGACGACGUGCGCAAUUACAUGUACGAGGGCGAAGGCAAUUCGGUCGGAUCGCUGUCGUCGUUGGCUUCGGGCACGGACGACGGUGAUCUGAAUUUCGAUUACCUGUCCAACUUUGGCCCGAGGUUCCGUAAACUAGCCGACAUGUACGGUGAGGAUCCGAGCGACGAGGAGAGCGAGACGUACCGCAACACCCAGCCGGAGUCGUGGUGCUAACGUGUCACGCUCAGCCUUCGUUUCGAUCAACCAGUUACCGGUGCAAAAUACAUUUUUUUUUUUUUUUUUUUGUCUUAUCUAUAAGUAAUCGGUAAUAUUAUAUCUUAAGUAAGGCGUAUACUUACGUACGGCUGACUAGCGGUGAAGCGAUAUGGAAAAACGAAUCAUUUGUACAGAGACAGAGUUAAUCGGGGGUGCUCUAAGGACAAUUAUUAUUAUUAUUAUUAUCAACAACAAAUAACAACAUUAUUGUAAAUCAUUAUUUAAUUUUUUUUUUCCAUUUUAAUAUAAUUUUACUAAUGUCUUGUAUUAUUUUGACGGUAACGAAGACAUUAUCAUUAUUCGUCGUAGAAGUUAAAAAUUCGUUCGUGAUCUCAUUCACAAAUAGACUGUUUUUUUAGUCUAAUUUUUCUUUCAUUUUUUUUGUUUUUUGUAAUAAAAAUAUAAUAAUAAUUACGCUUUACGAGUGAACGGAAUUUUUGUCGUAAUCUAGUUUUUGCUCGUUUAAAAGAACUUGAAAACAAUUUUAAUUUUAAAUAACUAAUAUUAUUUAAUUAUUAUUUAUUCCGCCAACGAUUUCCAGUGAUAUGUAUUUGUUUUGUGUAAAAUUGUAUGAACUUUAGAAAACGGUGUUUUCUUCUCGUCAAAAGCCAUUUUGCAAAUUUUGGUAGAAAUCUUAAAACUCAACUUGUACGUUGUUUUCGCAUUGCCGUUGUCGACGGCAACAUUGUGUAAUUGUUUGUUUAUUAAUUAUUAUUAUUAUUAUUAUAAUUUUUUUUUUCCCAGUACUUAGCGUACUACUAUAACAAUACUAUUUAUAAUUAUAUAUAUAUACUGCCAUUGAAUCGAAAAGUUUGAACUAUUUUGAUUUUUUACACGCCUUUUACUCGUUUAUUGUAAAUACAUAAAAAAAAAAAAAUAAAUAAUAAUCAGGGUUAACUAUUUUGCACAGAUCAGCAUAUUUAUUAUGAUUUAUUAUUAUAAAACGAUUAAGAGCUUUGAGUAUAACAAAACAAAAAAAAAUCAAAAAUAUGUUUUUAGAAUUUUUUUUUUAUAUAAUAUAUUUCCUAUAUUGUAUAUUUAACUGAAACACUUACAAUGCUAAUUGUAGUAUGACUUAGUACUUUUUUUUUGAUAUUCCGUCGUAAAGUAUUAUUAUUAAAAAUUAGUACAAAAAUACGUACACAUACGAACACACCCGUUGAAUAUGUAUAUAUAUAUUUUUUUUUAUAAACCGUUUACAUAAUAUUUGUAAACUACUCUUAUGAUUUUAUUUUUUUUUCUUAUGUAAAGCAAAUAUUUAAUCUCUAAAUAUUAUUUUGUUAUUAUUAUUAUUAUUAUUAUUAUUAUUUUUUACUAUUAUUUUUUACUUAAUAUCGAUGCGUAGCGUAGCUCGCAUUGUGUAUUUUAUACGUCAUCGUUGAAAAUAUUAUAACAUCAUCCGGAGUCCACGAGUUUGACGUUACAAUGUUUUUUUAAACCUAUUUCUAGGUUUUAUAUUAUACAAAUUUUUUUUUGAUGAUCAUGUUCCCCCCCCCUCCCAGUAAAAGUUAGCUAUUAGAAUUGUAUGUAUUAUUAUUUUGUAUGGUUGCCAUUUGUGAUAUGUACUUUAUUAAUUCAUUUAAAAAAAAAAAAUAAUAAUAAAAAACUUGUGUAAAAAGAUUGGACGUACAUUUUAUUAUUAGUAGUUUUCUUUUCUUUUUUUUUUUUUACCCCAAAACGUGCAUUCCAUUUUUUUUUUUUUUUGGAGCCGUUCAUUAUAUAUUUAUGUACAUAUUAUUAUUAUUAUGUAAUGUCGAUAACGCGAGUCUGUGCGAAUUAAACGACUGAAAAUUUAAUUUUGUAAUAUUAAUUUGUAACGUUAAGACAUAUUUUAUAUACAUAUUUAAAAAAAUACAUUUAGCCUAUAAGAUUUAUUUACAGACGGAAAUAAAAUAUAAAUAUAAUAUUAUAAUAGUAUAUUGUGUAUUUGUUGUGUUUAAGUCGUGCAUCAUUUUUUUUUUUAAUGUAAAAUCGAAUGUUACGAUUUAAACAAAAUAUUAUUAAUGUCACGUAAUAUAUUAUAAUUUAAUCACCUUUUUAUUUUGUACCUAUACCUAUAAUUAUUAUUAUUAUGUAUGUAUUAUAUUUAUUUAUCUAUACAUUUGUCGAAAUAAAUAAACUGAACAAUAUGACUAUUCA